Molecule: messenger RNA, 910 nt
Organism: Cladocopium goreaui
Lineage: Eukaryota; Dinophyceae; Suessiales; Symbiodiniaceae
Source: the annotation of a GenBank genome assembly
CCGAUUUUGUCGCCGCAAAAAGACCAUCGCCUGCGCUAUGGGCGGCGGCAAGGGCCCGCCACGCGACUGGGAGGAGCCGCGGCGCAAGGGCAAAGGUUCGGGCGGCUGGAAAGGCGAAGGCAAAUGGUGGCCAGAUGAAGACAAGGGCCGCGGCAAAGAUGGCAAGUCGAAGGGCGCCAAAGGCCGCGAGACUUCAAAGGGCGACUGGCAGCAGUGGGUGCCCAAGGACCGUGCCCAGGAGAAGUGGAAAGGCGGCAAGGACCGUUCCGAGGAGGAACAUGCCAUUCGAAGUCAGCUGAGCAGCAAUGCUCCAGAUUUCCAGCCCAGUGGCCUCUAUGACUUUCAGAGUUACGGGGUACCGCCGCCGCCACCACCGCCGUGGCAUUUCGAGAUGCCGCCGCUGUGGCAGGAGUUUGCGGAUGCUGAGGGCACCAAGUAUUAUUACAACGCCAAGACGGGCCUCACCCAGUGGGAUCGUCCCGCAGAGCUGGAGCCGCCCACGCGGCCCGAGCCGCCCGCGCCACGUGCCGAGCGCAGGCGGGAGGAGAAGCGCGAGGUGAAGGAAGGCGACAAAGGACCGAUUGAGUCGGAUGGCUUUGGAUGGGUUUGGGUAACUAACCCCUGGGAUAUGAUGAAAACGCCCCGGAUCCAAACGAAGGCUUUCAUGGGACAUACUGCAAUUCAUGUGAUUUCAUCCCAUGCAUGCUUGACCUGCACAGGUGAACUCAUGUCCGUGCUGCUGCUGUGUCGGUCCGAAGGGGCCCCUUGCGUCGUAUGGCUGCGCACCAAUGUGGAAAAGUGCCAUCGUGUUGGCAAUCGUAGUGCAUGCUGGCUUGUCGGCAUAACCAUUGUGAGAAGAACAUCAUUUUAUUCAUCUUGUGCCUCUUUUCGAACUGGCCCUAGCAACUGA